AAAAAUACAAUCGUGAUUAGAUAUACGUACAUAGAUACUUGAGAAUUUCGAUAAUUUUAUUGAUCUUAAAUUUUACUUCACAUCAAAUUAAAAUUGCAUUCGAGAACGUUCUAUUUCUGUUAUAUGAGUAAUCCAUUCAUUCAUUCUCACAGCAUCUCACAUGAAUCUCACAAGGGAUUGAACUAUUCCUAACGGACUUUGUAAUUUUCCAUAGGGCUCGUUUCUUGUUAACGAAUUUACCGGCGUCCCCAGGCUACGAGAUUACAAACACAUAGAAAAAUUUUUCUAUAUGUGUAUAUAUAAAACUUACGCAAGAUUGACACACAUGAGAAGCUACGAAACGCAUGCGUAAAAAGACUACGAGGGGACAGGGAUCGACGUAAGAUAUUUAUAAAAGGAACUGUGUAAAACUACCGGCAUUAUGACGGCAUUAGUAGACGACGAUCUGUCGAAUCUCAAAGUACAAUCCCAGUAUUAAAUAUUCUGUGUUUCACGUGAGAAAAUUUAUGAAAAGCAUCAAAAUGGUUUUGAACGCACCAAUGAUGAAAUUCUACAACGGCAAUGAAGUGCCAUCAUUCGGACUUGGUACAUGGAAGUCUAAACCUGGAGAAGUUACUCAGGCUGUUAAAGAUGCAAUUGAUAUAGGAUACAGACAUAUUGAUUGUGCCCAUGUUUAUGGUAAUGAGAAAGAAGUAGGUGCUGCUCUUAAAGCAAAAAUUGAUGAAGGUGUUGUGAAAAGGCAGGAUCUUUUCAUCACCAGUAAAUUGUGGAAUACUUUCCACAAACCAGAUUUGGUUGAACCUGCUAUUAAGACAACUUUGUCAAAUUUGGGUCUCGAAUAUUUGGAUCUUUAUUUAAUUCAUUGGCCAAUGGCAUAUAAAGAAGGAGAUAGUCUUUUCCCACAGAAUGCUGAUAAUACUCCUGCUCUUAGUAAUGCAGACUAUGUAGAUACAUGGAAAUCUAUGGAAGCUUUAGUAUCCAAAGGACUUACUAAAAAUAUUGGUGUUAGCAACUUCAACUCUGAACAAAUAGACAGAUUGCUUAAAAACUGCACUAUUAAACCAGUUACAAACCAAAUUGAAUGCCAUCCAUAUCUUACUCAAAAGAAGCUUUCUGAAUUUUGUACCCAAAAAGGUAUUCUUGUUACCGCCUAUAGUCCCCUUGGAUCACCUGAUAGACCAUGGGCUAAGCCAGAUGAUCCAAAAUUGUUAGAGGAUCAAAAAUUGGGUGAACUUGCGAAAAAGUACAAUAAGACACCUGCUCAAGUACUUAUUAGAUAUCAGCUGGAUCGUGAUCACAUAGUUAUUCCUAAAUCAGUUACAAAGUCUAGAAUUGCUCAAAACAGUGAAGUCUUUGAUUUCAAACUUUCCCCAGAAGAUAUUGCUUACAUUGAUACUUUUGACUGCAAUGGCAGAAUCUGUCCAAUGCUUGGCACGGAGCCCAGCCCUUACUAUCCUUUCCAUAUUCCAUUCUAAGCAAUUGAAUUAGGAUAAAAUGUACAAACUACUUCCAUUGUAAUAUUUACAAUAUCUUUUUUCUGUAUAUUUUCUACAUGAAAUUCGUAAAAUAAACUAUAAUAAAAACAUAUAUA
This is a messenger RNA of Heterotrigona itama, 1591 nucleotides long. Lineage: Eukaryota; Metazoa; Arthropoda; Insecta; Hymenoptera; Apidae. The record is from the annotation of a GenBank genome assembly.